GGGGGGUGCGGAGCCAGCCAGGCCGCCCGCCCGUUCCCAUAGCGGCCGAGCAGAGCAGGCUGCCAUGGCGCUGGCCAGGCCUGGGUCCCCGGCCCCCCAGCUCCCGGUCCCCUGGGCCCUGGCCCCUGUCCUGUUGCUGCUGCUGCUCUGGGUCCCUGCCCUCGCCCUCCUGGCUGGGACGGUGCCUUCAGAGCCCCCCAGUGCCUGUGCCUCAGACCCGUGCGCUCCAGGGACCGAGUGCCAGGCUACCGAGAGUGGUGGCUACACCUGUGGGCCCACAGAGCCCCGGGGCUGUGCCACCCAGCCAUGCCACCAUGGCGCUCUGUGUGUGCCCCAGGGUCCAGAUCCUGAUGGCUUCCGCUGCUACUGCGUGCCGGGUUUCCAGGGCCCACGCUGUGAGCUGGACAUCGAUGAGUGUGCAUCUCGGCCGUGCCACCACGGGGCCACCUGCCACAACCUGGCCGAUCGCUAUGAGUGCCAUUGCCCCCUUGGCUAUGCAGGCGUGACCUGCGAGACGGAGGUGGACGAGUGCGCCUCGGCGCCCUGCCUGCAUGGGGGCUCGUGUCUGGACGGCGUGGGCUCCUUCCGCUGUGUGUGCGCGCCGGGCUAUGGGGACACCCGCUGCCAGCUGGACCUCGAUGAGUGCCAGAGCCAGCCGUGCGCACACGGGGGCACGUGCCACGACCUGGUCAACGGGUUCCGGUGCGACUGCGCGGGCACCGGCUACGAGGGCGCGCACUGCGAGCAGGAGGUGCUGGAGUGCGCAUCGGCGCCCUGCGCGCACAACGCGUCCUGCCUUGAGGGCCUCGGGAGCUUCCGCUGUCUCUGUUGGCCAGGCUACAGUGGUGAGCGAUGCGAAGUGGACGAGGACGAGUGUGCAGCGAGCCCCUGCCAGCACGGGGGCCAGUGCCUGCAGCGCUCCGACCCGGCCCUCUACGGGGGCGUCCAGCCUGCCUUCCCUGGUGUCUUCAGCUUCCGCCACGCGGUGGGCUUCCUCUGCCUCUGCCCUCCUGGCUUUGAGGGAGCUGACUGCAGCGUGGAGGUGGACGAAUGUGCCUCACAGCCAUGCCUCAAUGGGGGCCGCUGCCAGGACCUGCCCAAUGGCUUCCAGUGUCACUGCCCAGAUGGCUAUGCAGGGCUGACAUGUCAGGAAGAUGUGGAUGAAUGCCUGUCGGAUCCCUGCCUCCAUGGUGGAACCUGCAGUGACACUGUGGCAGGCUAUAUCUGCUGGUGCCCAAAGACCUGGGGUGGGCGCGACUGUUCUGUGCAGCUCACUGGCUGCCAGGACCACACCUGCCCGCUGGCUGCCACCUGCAUCCCUAUCUUUGAGUCUGGGGUCCACAGUUAUGUCUGCAACUGCCCACCUGGUACCCAUGGACCUUUCUGUGGCCAGAAUACCACCUUCUCUGUGAUGGCUGGGAGCCUCAUUCAGGCAUCUGUGCCAGCUGGUGGCCCGCUGGGUCUGGCACUGAGGUUUCGCACCACGCUGCCCGCUGGGACCUUGGCCACUCGCAAUGACACCAAGGAAAGCUUGGAACUGGCAUUGGUGGCAGCCACACUUCAGGCGACACUCUGGAGCCACGGCACCACUGUGCUUGUCCUGAGACUGCCGGACCUGGCCCUAAACGAUGGCCAUUGGCACCAGGUGGAGGUGGCGCUCCGCCCAGGGACCCUGGAGCUGCGGCUCUGGCAUGAGGGCUGCCCUGCUCGGCUCUGUGUGGCCUCUGCUCCCGUGGCCCUGGCUCCCAUGGCUUCGGCAACCCCGCUGCCUGCCAGGAUCUCCUCUGCCCGGCUGGGGGACGUGGCAUUUGCAGGCUGCCUCCAGGACGUGCGUGUGGAUGGGCACCUCCUGCUGCCUGAGGACCUUGGCGAGAACGUCCUCCUGGGCUGCAAGCGCCGAGAGCAGUGCCAGCCUUUGCCUUGUGUCCACGGAGGGGCCUGUGUGGAUCUGUGGACUCAUUUCCGUUGCGACUGUCCACGGCCCUAUAGGGGUCCCACAUGUGCUGAUGAGAUUCCUGCUGCCACCUUUGGCUUGGGAGGCACCCCGAGCUCUGCCUCCUUUCUCCUCCAAGAGCUGCCAGGCCCCAACCUCACAGUGUCUUUCCUUCUCCGCACCCGGGAGCCUGCUGGCAUGUUGCUCCAGUUUGCCAAUGACUCCACAGCUGGCCUGACAGUAUUCCUGAGUGAGGGUCGGAUCUGGGCCGAGGUGCCAGGCAGUCCUGCUGUAGUGCUCCCUGGGCGCUGGGAUGAUGGGCUCCGCCACCUGGUGACGCUCAGCUUCGGGCCUGACCAGCUGCAGGACCUGGGGCAGCAGGUGCAUGUGGGUGGGAGGCUCCUCACUGCUGACAGCCAACCCUGGGGUGGGCCCUUCCGAGGCUGCCUCCAGGACCUGCAACUCGAUGGCCACCACCUCCCCUUCCUUCCUCUGCCACUGGACAACUUAAGCCAGCCCAGUGAGCUCGGUGGCAGGCAGUACUGGAACCUCACUGCGGGCUGCGUCUCUGAGGACACGUGCAGUCCUGACCCCUGUUUCAAUGGUGGCACUUGCCUCGUCACCUGGAAUGACUUCCACUGUACCUGCCCUGCCAACUUCACAGGGCCCACGUGUGCCCAGCAGCUGUGGUGUCCCGGCCAGCCCUGUCUCCCACCUGCCACGUGUGAGGAGGUCCCCGAUGGCUUUGUGUGUGUGGCCCAGACCACGUUCCGGGAGGGUCCCCCCGCCAUGUUCAGCGGGCACAACGCAUCGUCGGGGCACUCGCUCGGCGGCCUGUCGCUGGCCUUCCGCACGCGCGACCCCGAAGCCUGGCUGCUGCGCGCCGCAGCCGGCAACACGUCUGGAGUGUGGCUGGCGGUGCGCAACGGCUCGCUGGUGGGCGGCGUGCGUGGAGGCCGCGGCCUGCCCGGCGCUGUGCUGCCCAUGCCUGGGCUGCGCGUGGCUGAUGGCGCUUGGCACCGCGUGCACCUGGCCAUGGAGCGCCCGGCGGCCGCUGCCUCGCCCUGGCUGCUGUGGCUGGACGGCGCUGCCACGCCGGUAGCACUGCGCGGCCUGGCCGGCGACCUGGGCUUCUUGCAGGGUCCAGGUGCCGCACGCGUCCUGCUGGCCGAGAACUUCACCGGCUGCUUGGGCCGCGUGGCGCUGGGUGGCUUCCCCUUGCCCUUGGCGCGGCCCCGGCCAGGCGCGGCCCCCGGAGCCCGAGAGCACUUCAUGGCCUGGCCUGGGGCGCCAGCCCCGAUCCUCGGCUGCCGCGGCACGCCGGUGUGUGCGCCCUCGCCCUGCCUGCACGGCGGCGCCUGCCGUGACCUCUUCGACGCCUUCGCCUGCGCCUGUGGCCCGAGCUGGGAGGGCCCUCGCUGCGAGGCCCAUGUCGACCCCUGUCACUCGGCGCCCUGCGCCCGUGGCCGCUGUCACACGCACUCUGACGGCCGUUUCGAGUGCCUCUGCCCGCCCGGCUUCGGGGGCCCGCGCUGCAGGUUGCCUGUCCCACCCAAGGAGUGCAACCUGAACGUCACCUGCCUCAACAGCAGCCGGUGUGAGGGUGGGUCUCCUGCUGCCAACUGCAGCUGCCUGGAGGGUCUUGCUGACCAGAGGUGUCGGGUCCCACCCCUUCCCUGUGAAGCCAACCCCUGCUUGAAUGGGGGCACCUGCCGAGCAGCUGGAGGGGCAUCUGAAUGUAUCUGCAGCGCCAGGUUCUCUGGCCGGUUCUGUGAAGUGGUGAAAGGCCUGCCCCUGCCACUGCCAUUCCCGCUGCUGGAGGUGGCUGUGCCUGCAGCCUGUGCCUGCCUCCUUCUCCUCCUCCUGGGCCUCCUUUCAGGGAUCCUUGCAGCCCGAAAGCGCCGCCAGUCCGAGGGCACCUAUAGCCCAAGCCAGCAGGAAGUGGCCGGGGCCCGUCUGGAGAUGGAUAGUGUCCUCAAGGUGCCACCAGAGGAGAGACUCAUCUAGGCCAGCCUGGCGGCCAGUGCCAGCACCAGCAUCUGGAGGUCCUGGAUGGCUUCUACCAGGAGACCCAAGGAAGCUGCUUCCAGGGCCCAGGACAUUGCUACAGAGCCUCCGCCUCUGCCCCAUCCUGAAUGGAGGACAAGCAGAGCAACUCAGGGAAGCAGAGGCCUAGAGAGGCCGUGGACUCCUCCCUCCCACCCAUGGGGUGCCGCCUCGGCAGGUGUACGGCUGUGUGGGAGGGCACACGUGGGUGCACAGUGUGUUCAGGAGUGUGUGUGUAUCUGGAGGAGUGUGUGCGUGUAUCUGGAGGAGUGUGUGUGUGCGUGUA
Molecule: messenger RNA, 4265 nt
Organism: Sapajus apella (tufted capuchin)
Lineage: Eukaryota; Metazoa; Chordata; Mammalia; Primates; Cebidae
Gene: CRB2
Product: crumbs cell polarity complex component 2
Exons: 13
Coding region: 65-3940 (1291 amino acids)
Biological process (GO): establishment or maintenance of epithelial cell apical/basal polarity; heterophilic cell-cell adhesion
Cellular component (GO): plasma membrane; protein-containing complex
Molecular function (GO): calcium ion binding
Source: RefSeq, a predicted model, not a curated record